Molecule: messenger RNA, 1458 nt
Organism: Lytechinus variegatus (green sea urchin)
Lineage: Eukaryota; Metazoa; Echinodermata; Echinoidea; Temnopleuroida; Toxopneustidae
Product: putative L-aspartate dehydrogenase
Exons: 10
Coding region: 210-1040 (276 amino acids)
Biological process (GO): NAD+ biosynthetic process
Molecular function (GO): NADP binding; L-aspartate dehydrogenase [NAD(P)+] activity
Source: RefSeq, a predicted model, not a curated record
UUUCAGUACUGGUUCAUUGCAAUUCAGUCCGGAUGAAUACCCACAUGGGCUAUUCUUAGCUUCCGAUUCAGAGAGAAAAAUCCGAAGAAUAGGUAACAAAUUUAGAAUCCCAGGCCAGAGACAGACUGACUUCCACGUUUGUCAAAGUAAAAUGGACGUUUCAUGUAAAUGAAAAUAUGAAAUUGAAAGAAAUAAAUUAAUAACUUGCCAUGGCAUCAAGGAGACGAAUUGGAAUUGUUGGAUUUGGCAAAAUUGGUAAAUACCUAUUUGAUAACAUCAAGGACAGAAAUGAUUUUGAGAUUGUGUUUGUGUGGAACCGGUCUAUUUCAGCCAUGGAUGGGAUUGUUCCACCUUCCCUAGUUCUGGAAGAUUUAAGUAAAUUUGCUUCAAGAAAUGCUGACUUGAUAAUUGAAGUUGCCCAUCCAUGUAUAUCUGAAAAAUAUGGAGCAGAUUUCAUAGCAAGUGCAGAUUAUUUUGUUGGUUCACCCACAGCCCUUGCAGAUCUACAUGUUGAGAAGAAACUUCGUAAUGGUGCUAUUAAACAUGGCCUCUACAUUCCAAGUGGUGCAUUAUGGGGAGGGCAUGACAUCCAAAAGAUGGCUGACAGAGGAACAUUGCAGGGGCUGAAAAUCGCGAUGACGAAGCAUCCUGAUGCAUUCCGUUUAGAAAGCCCACUAAAGGAAGUCAAUGAAUCAGUUCAAGAACCAACUGUGUUAUAUGAUGGUCCUGUGAAAGACCUCUGUCCACUUGCACCUAAUAAUGUCAACACAAUGGCUGCUGCAUGUAUGAUGGCACACAACCUUGGCUUUGAGAAGGUCCAAGGAUGUAUCACUUCAGAUCCCAAUGCCCGUGACUAUCAUCUGAUUCAGAUUGAUGUUAUAGGACCUGGGGAUGUGAGUGCUGGGAAAGCCUUCACAGUCUCUACGACAAGAAAAAGCCCAGCAACUUACAAGGCUGUCACCAGUAAUGCAACUUAUGUUUCUUUCUUCAGUAGUGUAUUAAGAGCAAGAGGACUAGGAGCUGGUGUUCAUCUCUGUUAAGGUGUGAUUUCUUUCAGUAUUUCUAUCCUGCCUACCAACCUACAUUCCAAUCUUCUGUGGGAGUGACAAUCUUUGACUGCACAUUGAACGAUGUGACAAUAAAUGACUUUACCCAACAUGUUUGUUACAUCGCCAGUGAAUGAUUUCUCACACCAUCAUAUGAAUUGUCACCCCUUGUGACUUUAAGUAAUGUGGAAAUGGAAAGGCAAGUAUUUUAUUGCUAGCCCCACUUUAAUAUUGCAGUACCCUUCUAAGUAAAAUGUUUAUAAGGCAAUAUUUGGCUAAUCAGUUUGUUGGUCUAGUCACAAUAUGUUGCAUGAAAUCCCUUUUUUUUAGAAUAUCGUUUAAGAUUUUGUCUUGCAUCUCUGCUCCAGAGAUGGUGGUUUUGGAUUAUGCCUGCAUUAAUCAUGUAUGGAAA